Molecule: messenger RNA, 2433 nt
Organism: Sipha flava (yellow sugarcane aphid)
Lineage: Eukaryota; Metazoa; Arthropoda; Insecta; Hemiptera; Aphididae
Gene: Ir40a
Product: ionotropic receptor 40a
Exons: 16
Coding region: 204-2363 (719 amino acids)
Cellular component (GO): membrane
Molecular function (GO): glutamate-gated receptor activity
Source: RefSeq, a predicted model, not a curated record
UUUUUUUUUUUUUUUUUUGGUAUGUUUAUUGUUUUUAUUAUUAUUAUUAUGUUCGUCGAUAUAAUUUCCGUCAAACGCGGCGUACGAAAAUAUUACGGUUAAUAAAAUAUGAACGAGUUGCGAGUUGUGUUUGUUCCCGUUGUCCGCGAUCGCCGCGUGCCGGAAAACGCGUGGAAAAAUCGCGCGGCACUUUCCGCAGCGAAAUGACUGCGGUAGAACGCGCGCUACUCGCGGUCGUCGUUUUCGCCGCGGCGGCAUCGACUUUAAUGUCGUGUGCAGACACUUCGGCGAGGAUUUUGGGACGGCACUAUUCGAACAUUUGGCGCCAUCAGAAGAGGCAAACGACCGGUGGCAGCGGAUGGCGCGACCUCGACUACGGCAACUUGACGGACGCGAUCCGUGACAUCAUCGUGGCCAUGGCGGUCGACUGCAGCACACUAGCCGUACAUUCAGAUGCUGCUGCAGAUUUCCUAAGUAAUACAAUUAAGUCACUACACGGAAGGGGUGUGACAACGACUCACCACGCAUUAUUAACAGUGGAUCACGUACAAUUGCUUUUAGACGACAUCCGGGACGCGGUGAAAACGGGAAAACGAAAGUCUUACGUAGUGUUUUCGACGUCGGAACUGAUGGAGAGCAUACUGAGCACCGUAAUGUAUACAGCGCAUUUGCGUGAAAUCAUCCGGAAGAACAGCCUCAUGUCUCGGGACGUGGUUUACGUGUUCCUGUGGCUCCGGUCGACUGUCAGCCGAACGUUCAAGUCCGACAUAUCCGAGGCGAUGCGCGUGUGCGUCAUCACCAGUCCCAGGCCGGGAUUCUACCAGAUUUAUUACAGCCAGGCCACGGCUAACGUCAGACACGGAUCGGAACUGAAAAUGGUCAAUUGGUGGUCGGCCGUAGACGGAUUGGUCAGGUUCCCGCUGCUGCCGCCACCCGAACGGGUGUACACGAAUUUCGAAGGCAGACGUUUCGUUGUUCCCGUUCUACACAAGCCACCGUGGAUGUUCGUCGAGUAUUUAAACGACAGUUUCCGAGUGGACGGUGGACGAGACGAUAAACUCAUAAAUUUGUUGGCCGAUAAGCUAAAUUUUCGAUUCACUUACGUAGAUCCACCCGAUCGCACUCAAGGUUCGGGACUGGAUCGCGGGUCGUCCAUGCAAGGAGUGUUGGGUUUAAUCGGACAAAGGGAGGCAGAUUGGUUCGUCGGAGAUUUGUCCAUCACGUACGAACGCAACUUGGUGGUAGACUUCUCGUUCCUCACGCUGGUCGACAACGAAGCGUUCCUGACACACGCGCCCGGACGUUUGAACGAAGCAUUUUCGCUCAUCAGACCGUUUCAUUGGUCGGUUUGGCCGCUGCUGUUGAUCACGGUGGUUUUCGCCGGUCCAAUACUGUACAUACUGAUCGAUUCGACCGACGGUCAUCCCCAAGGGAAAUCUUUGCUGUACUGGAAAUGCGUGUGGUGGUCUGUCACGGUUUUCCUACAACAGGCUGCGAUUAUUCCAUCGGACAACAAUAAGAUCCGAUUUGUGGCCGGCUUAUUAAUGUUAACGGCUACGUAUGUGAUCGGCGACAUGUAUUCAGCUAGUCUCACGUCAAUAUUAGCAAGACCACCAAAAGAGCCUCCCAUCAAUACUCUAGACGAACUGUCCAAAGCUAUGCGUGACUCCGGCUUACAGUUAUUGGUUGAAGUCCAAAGUGCUUCGCAAGCAAUGUUAGAAAACGGUACUGGAGUUUACGAAGAACUAUCAAUGCUCGUUUCUCAUCAGCAAGAGUACCUCAUAGGGUCUACCGAAAAAGGAAUGCAAUUAGUCAGGGACAACAAGAACUAUGCAGUCAUCGGUGGCCGAGAGACAUUUUACUACGAUAUCAAACGAUUUGGUGCCCAGCAUUUUCAUCUAAGUGAAAAGUUAAACACCAGAUAUUCAGCAAUUGCGUUUCAACGAGCAUGUCCAUACAGAGAUAACUUUAACGAUGUCUUGAUGCGGCUGUUCGAGGGUGGCAUUUUGUCGAAAAUCACUGAGGAAGAAUACCAGAAACUGAACGACAAGUUAAUGGGGUCGGAAAAAUAUGACGCGACGUCCGUGGUGGUUGAACCGGUGCUCGAAGGGUCGGAACCCCGGCAGGACGACGACGACAAACAGCUGACCAUAGCCAUGUCCAUGAAAACGUUGCAGGGAGCGUUCUACGUGCUGGCGAUCGGCUCGAUGUUGGCAGGGUUAUUGCUUUUGAUAGAGAUCAGGUCGUACGGGAAGUUGAAAAACGACGAACACAUCAAAAACGAACGCCUCAUAGCUCCGUUCGUCUACAAACGUAAACUACCCAGGAAAUUUCAAAGUGGAUUGUACAACAUAGUAGAAUGAUAAUUUUUUCUUAGCUAUCGUACAUAAUAUGUAGUUUUAGUAUAUUAAAUUAUUGAACGAUAAAUUAUUG